AUGUCAAAAAAUCUCAAUAACAAUUCAGUUAACAAUGCUUUUGGUGAAGAACCUUCUGUGGGAAGCCCACCAAGAAAUACCAACGAUAUAAGGACGAUAAUGUUGCAACACUCACAGGGAAUAGUGAGCAAUCAAAGACCACUAGCACCAAAGAGAGCUCGAUUGAAUCUUGAAGGUGAUUUGUCGGGUAGAACUCGUAACAUCCAUGAUGUGUACGAGAAACUUGAUACCAUGAAUGGUGUCUUAAACACUGUUUUGAAGAACACAUCUUCUGAGAAAGCCAAAGCCACUGCUAGUAAUGCAGUUGAGCAAGACAUGUCGCCUGGACGUCAACCAACAUUGGAUCAAUUGUUGCGCGAUUAUUUGAGUGAAGAGAAAUUGUAUGACCAAUACAAUACCAAUGAAAAUAAAAACAGUGAGGGAAACAGACUCGUUCUGAAGUCUGUUACCAAUUACCUUCGUUGUCAAGAAGAGGGGAAAAAGGUGGACUUGCCAACUCUUCGAACUAAGAUUGUGCGGCACAUUGGCAACAGAAAGUUGCAAGAAAAAAAAACAGGAGUGUUGUAA
Messenger RNA from Phycomyces blakesleeanus NRRL 1555(-), 567 nucleotides. RefSeq lists its product as hypothetical. Lineage: Eukaryota; Fungi; Mucoromycota; Mucoromycetes; Mucorales; Phycomycetaceae. Bases 1 to 567 code for a protein of 188 amino acids. The record is from RefSeq and is a predicted model, not a curated record. The transcript has 3 exons.